Molecule: messenger RNA, 2202 nt
Organism: Suillus paluster
Lineage: Eukaryota; Fungi; Basidiomycota; Agaricomycetes; Boletales; Suillaceae
Exons: 4
Coding region: 385-1770 (461 amino acids)
Molecular function (GO): protein binding
Source: RefSeq, a predicted model, not a curated record
GUCAGCCUCGUUGCCAAGUUAGGGUUCAUUAACGUUCAUUCUCACCAUCGUACUCGUCGCUCUCGGACUGCACCAUCAGCCUCAAUCUCAACCGCACCCGCUACUUUACCACUUUAGCAUCCAAGUUGGCAACCACUGAUGGUACCGAGUCCGGACGCGUCAGAUUGAUCGUCCGGCGGCGUGGAGCAGGUUUGACGCAUUUUUUUGUGUGCCGGGUAUUGUAACUUACUAAGUAAGACAGAGAUGUGCAGGUGUUUUCUUAUCAUGGUUCUUAGUUUCGGUGGAGUCGGGUCGUCAUUGCGUUACAGCAGCCGUAGAAUUAUUAUUUACUAGUCUUUUCAUUCUUCUUCAUCAACAUCUUCCUCGAACGUUCCAACCGUUAACAUGCAGACGGCUACCAAUCUUUCCCCGCCAUCGGAUAUCAUUCGUGCGCUGCAAAAUAUCCUCGUGUAUUCACAAGCAAUUAUGCCAGAUCUCGAAACCCCGUACUCCCCAGUCAAAUUCCCCAGUACCAACCGCUCUACCAUCGAGCCCGAGCUUAAAGGGCAGAGCAUCAGUGCCAUCAUCGCCGAACGCCGGCAGCAGUUGGAUGCAGUUGUGGGAGAGAUCUUAGGCCUGGAAACAGUCAUGGAGGGUAUCAAAAAACUUCACCAGCAACUCGUCGAUCAAAAGGAUAGGAUCAUCCAGUCCCUGGAUCUGCACAAGAGAUUCGGAUCGGCUCUCUGGCGCUUGCCAACCGAAGUUCUAUCCCACAUUUUCGUCUUCUGUCUCCCAGAAGUCAAGUACUUGUCGCCCGCAUCAAAGUUGGCCCCCAUGCUGCUGACCAGAAUAUGCCGACGAUGGAGGGAGGUUGCUGUGGGCAUGCCGAGUUUGUGGUGUAUGCUCAGGACUGUGGAAGUCGACCACGGAGACUGGCAGCGGCAAGCCUUCUGCUAUGACUCAUGGCUCAAGCGAUCACGAGGACGUCCGCUCUCGUUAGCACUCAAGUGCGUCGCAAAUGACACGACUGACCUGCGAAGCCUUCUUCAGCCUUACAUCAAUCAAAUUUCGUCUCUCUCGAUCUAUUUUUCCCGAGAAGCGGAUCAACCUCAUCUUUUCUUAAACGACCUUCCAGAACUUCAGGAGCUAACCAUUAUCACGCUACACGGGCCAGCUAUUUCACACAUUUCACAAUGCAUCUCGCAGCUGCCGUUCACUCUGAUCAGUCUCAAGUUCAUAUGGCUGUUGUUCGACAUCAAGCUCUUAUCUUCUUUCACUCCCGUAUGGGCCCACCUGACGCAUGUCAAGAUCACGGUAGAUCAACCAAAUGCAUUCCACCACUUGCUCCAGCUAGGUCCUAACCUCUCCUCAUUGACGAUUCAAAUACCCUACGGUUCCUACCAAACACAGGCUUUCGAGCCAAUCACACACACCAAACUUCAAUCCCUGCGCAUCACUCUCACUGAUGGCCCGGAUAUGAGACGCCAAUUACCUGACCUGUUGGAUGCUCUCUCACUCCCUAGUUUACGCGCACUUGAAGUUUGGCGUACUCGGAGAUGGGCUCAUAAGCAGUUCAAGGCAUUCUUGGAACGGUCAAAGUGUCCCCUGAAGAGCUUGAUUUUCGGCACUGAAGAGAUGACGACAGAUGAGCAGCGCGCGGAAUACCUUGCCCUCAUUCCUUCCCUCCGAGUUGAUGUAGUAGUGACUCAUUCCACUUAUAUAAGACUUGGUUGUUACACAUUUCGAGAUGUGAUGAUGAACGGCUUCACAGAUUUGUAUCAGCUAUCUUAGAUAUUUUCACGGCUGUUACAGCACCAUCCUCUAUGAUAGAUGUCAUCAUUCCAAGUUUUGCGCUUAUUUUAUUUUCAGCUUCCAUCGAUCGGUUCUGGCAGAAGAACUUGAAGACAAAGCACUAACACUUUGCUUUGGAGUCAACCUGUUGCUGCCUUGCAGAUCCAAUCAAGUGAGGGUUGACUCUACGUCAAGUGGAUGGUUGGGAACGCUGUCUUAACUGCCAUUGAUCUUUACUAUAUUGGUGACCCCGAUCUUAUUCAUCCCAAGAAGUUCUUAUGGUAUAUCCAUCGAGUUAUACGAUCCCAGUUGGUAACGAGGCUGCACGCGACUGGGGCAUGAUCUAACUUUGCUAUCUGAACGACAAUAUAAAGAGAAGAUGAUGUGAGUUGAGGUGGAGCCUGUACGUGGCAUCGACGAAUCAAUUCUGCG